ACCAAUUGCGCGAUUUCACAAUAAUGUCUGGAAAUCCUACUCAACAGGUCAAGGAUACUGUUUACGCUGCGGCUUCCACAACCGGUGAAUGGGCGCAGCAAAAUGUUGUAAACCCAAUCAAGACCUACGUUUCUGGAGAAAAGGGCAAUGAUGCUGAGCGAAUUGAGCCCAACAUACCAGAUGAAGAGAGCGAGAAGAUCGACCAUUUGGAGAAGGAGAAAAUCGCCGAAUUUCUUCAGGAAAGACACAAAAGCACUGCCCCCACGAAGCGGAGAUGACGGAUUAAACGGAGUCAGAUAAUUGGUUUUCACUGUUAAAUGUAUAAUAGGACACGACUUCAUGAGACAUGCAUGAGUUUAGCGUUAGUCUGGGAAAGAAUAUGCAUUUGAUGUUUUCUCUCC
This is a messenger RNA of Aspergillus nidulans FGSC A4, 401 nucleotides long. RefSeq lists its product as uncharacterized. The transcript has 2 exons. The record is from RefSeq and is a predicted model, not a curated record. Bases 24 to 278 code for a protein of 84 amino acids. NCBI's taxonomy places the organism in Eukaryota, Fungi, Ascomycota, Eurotiomycetes, Eurotiales, Aspergillaceae.